This is a messenger RNA of Pyrenophora tritici-repentis Pt-1C-BFP, 2652 nucleotides long. RefSeq names its product GTPase binding protein Rid1. NCBI's taxonomy places the organism in Eukaryota, Fungi, Ascomycota, Dothideomycetes, Pleosporales, Pleosporaceae. Gene Ontology annotation, molecular function: small GTPase binding; actin binding. The record is from RefSeq and is a predicted model, not a curated record. Gene Ontology annotation, biological process: actin cytoskeleton organization.
AUGGCGACUCCAGGCAUGGCCCCGCCCGUCCAAGGGCAUCGCCGCAACAGAUCUGCCGUACUGAGGUCGAUAAUCACUUCAUCCAGAGGCCACAGGCGCUCGCCUACCGAUAGCGGUCCGCUGAGCAGCAACACAAUUACCAGCCCGCCAUAUCUGGCUGCAUCCGGCUUCCACGCUCCGCUGCUCCCCCCAGACCACCCGCAUAGCCAAUUGCGCGCUGCAAACCAGACCGAGAACACCACCACUAGCCCACCAUCACCGCGCAAGUCGCAAUCGAGUCCCCGGAAGAGCCUGAACAAGAAGACGCUCAGUGCCGUGUCGCUGCGUUCGCUGGCAAAGAGGGAAGAUAAGCCCAGGGUUAACGACUCGUUCGAUUCCAGACGAUCAGAGGAGGAGGCGGUAGCCGAGAAGCCAAAGCGACCCAAGUCGUCCUCCAAUCUGGCCACAAUGUUUGGCAAGAGGAGGGACAAGUCGCCUGUCAAGGAAUCGAGGGACAAGGAAAACACCACACCGCCCCGUUCUUCCCACGCACAAGCACCGCCGCGCACUCCCAUCUGGGCCGAGUUCAGCUCGCAGCAGCAAGUCCCCACCCCAGCCACGAGUAAGAUGUCCAACGAAGAGCGACGGAGCAUCGAGGACGAGAUUGCCCUGUACACUCCGCGCGACUACUCUCCCACUAAGCAGCGCAACUUCUUCGAUUAUGGCCUCCCUGCCCUGCGACCUUCUGCAAAAGAGCGGCCCAAGUCCAUGGUUGUUCCUAAGACGAUUUCCACGGCCUCACUGCUCGAAACAUUUUCACGCAAGAAGAGCGGCGAGCGGGUCCCGCUUUCCGACACAAAGGGCAACGAGGGACGUGCCAGGGAAACAUCCCCCUCCAAGAACAACCCCACCAGACCAGGAUUCAGCCGAGCCAGUACAGAUAUUGGCACUAAGGAGUUCAGCAUGGAGCCCAUGGCGCCCCCUCCUGCUUCGCCGAAGAAGCAGAACAGAGUCAUGGCUGCUGUCGCUGCUUUCAACGGCAAGGCCAAGCAGACAGAUGGCACUCCGGCUCCUUACACCAAGCCCGAUCCAAAGGUGGUGGACGCCGAGUUUGAGGAGGUUCUUGAAUCCCGGAACAUCCCCACACAUCAGCGUGCUCAGAUGCGAACCCUGAAGCUUGAAGUCAAGGCCGACUUUGUUCGCAUGCACAAGCUCGACACGCCCCAAGUUCCUCGGCCCACAUCCAAGCCCUCAUCCAUUGGCGAGAACACAAAGUCUACCACACAAAAGUCCAUCAAGUCGCGACAAGGUUCGCCUGAAGGCGACGAGGAUGAGGAUGCACGAGCGGACAAGUCGGCCAACUCAACUAAGCGUGAGCGUCCAAGGAGCCGAACAUUCACAUUCAACCGAAAUGAUUCUCCCACAAAGAAGCAGAAGGGUGGCGAGCUGAACGACCGUAAGACGUCUUCUAAGCCAGUCCCUAUCGUAAAGUCUCCUUCGAUGAGGUCCAUGCGAUCCAACGCUUCCGACCGCUCAGUGUCCAACGGCAAAGCGGUCAAGGCUGACGAGUUCAUUGCCUAUUUGAAGAAGACCACGAAGCCGCAGGAUGUCGAGGUUGGCAAGCUGCACAAGCUCCGCCUUUUGAUCCGUAAUGAGACUGUCGAUUGGGUUGACAACUUCAUCCAAGAUGGAGGUAUGACUGAGCUGGUCGCCCUUCUGCACCGCAUCAUGGAGAUUGAGUGGCGCGAAGACCACGAAGACACCCUUCUUCACGAGCUGCUUCGGUGUCUCAAGGGACUUUGCACCACCGCUACCGCCCUCAAACAGCUCAAGGAGAUUUCGCCGACUCUGUACCCAGCUCUGUUAGCUAUGAUCUUCGAUGAGGAGCAUAAAGGCCCGAGCGAGUUUACUACACGUGAGCUUGUCAUCGAGAUUAUCUUUGCACACAUCUCCAUGGCGCCAGAGGGAGAACUUGAAUCGCGUGCUUCUGAGCUGAUGAAGUACCUCAAGGAUCCGGUCAAGGACAAGGAGAGUUCGACGGUUCCCUUUAUCCUUCAGAUGCACCAGCCGCGCCCAUACCAGGUUUGGUGCAAGGAGCUGUCUAACGUCACAAAGGAGGUCUUCUGGAUCUUUAUCCACCACCUCAACGUCAUUCCGGUUCCGCCCAAACCAACACAGGGAGCAUCGUACGCCAAGACGCACUUCCCCGGCCAACGAGCUAUCGUGCCAGCAGCACCCUACGUCGGCGGUGUCGAGUGGGAUGCCACAAACUAUCUCGCUACCCACGUUGAUCUCCUCAACGGUAUCAUGGCCUCAUUGCCGACCCGCUCAGCCCGCAACGAAUUCCGUCAGGAACUCAAGGUGUCAGGUUUCGAGAAGCUCAUGGGCCAUCUCCGCGCCUGCAAUCCCAAGUACUACGGCGCCGUACACGACAGUGUCAAGGUGUGGAUUGGCGCUGCGCUUGAGGAUGACUGGGACGUCAAGACUGUCCGCAUGGGCAGCAGUGACAAGGGCAGUGUGAGCCCAGCCAAGCAGAGCCCCAAAAAGAAGGUUGAGCCACCACCACAGCUUCAAUCCCCACCUCAGAUGGACAUGGGCUUGGGCCUUGGACUAGGUUUCGACAGAGAGAUUGCAAUCGGCCAACUGGGCAAGGUGGAUGACGACUGGAUUUGA